CCUCGAGGAAUCCCCUGCCACUCAGCGUGAGAGGCUCCAGAAGUUUCUAUCCCCAUUCACCAUCAAUGUUAUUGAACAUAUGUAACAUGUUGUAAUGAAUUCGAGGGGAAGCAAUAGAGACCUCCAACUCUCAAAACGUGAAACCUACAGGGCAUCACCAAACAGGACACAGGGAAACACAGCGACAGGCCGGAGAGACAGCGACAGGCAGGAGAAACAGCAACAGGCAGGAGAGACAGGAAGAAGAGGCAUCAAAUAGAAUUUACGUAAUUAUGGAAAGACUUCCAAUUACACCCCCAGGUUUGGAGUAUCUGGUUCAGGUCAGCCAGUUUCAUGUUAAUCAGACACAAACCAGCUUGUGGGAGUCUCACUGUAUCUAUGAUGUUAUCAGCCCUGAUGGGCUCCUCGUUUAUGGAGGAAUACAGCAUCGGGAAUUCUGCGGACCCACGAUGGAUGUCAGGAUCCAUAAUACCCAGGGACACAAUGUACUAAACCUUCUUCUGCCAUCUGAUUUCUGCAGCUGGGACACCACAUUGCAGAUCUCAGAUUCCUCAGGUAAUCUCCUCGGCUACAUAGAGAAGAACUUGGCAAGUUUUACUACAUCCUUCAACAUCCUGAACCCGUUUCAUCAGAUCUGCCUCAAAGUAAAAGGCCCAGGAUGGGGAGAAGAUUUUAUGUCUGACGCCAACUAUCAGGUUGUGUCAGCCGAUAAAUCGGUCUCUGUGGGGUUAAUCACACGCGUGUGGCGGGGAUUCAGUAAGGAAGUAUUCAACCCCACCGAUAACUACGUUGUCCAAUUCCCACAUGACCUGGAUGUGACUAUGAAAGCCAUGCUGCUGGCCUGCACCAUGUUUAUUGAUCUCCUGCUGCAUGAGGAGAGAAGAAAGAGAAGAAACAACUGAGACACACUCCGGUCUGGACCUCCAGUCGGGGCGAGCGAGAAGACUCUACGCUAUGGGAGGAGUUACACAUAUUCUGUGCUUCAUACUGUUAAUAAAGUGCAAUUGCGGCAUCCAGUCUCAGUACGUGGAGGGAGAAAUUACCUGUAAUAAUACAGUGCUGUUAGUAAAUCGCAGGAUUCAGUAUUUUCUAUACAGGAGAGAAACAUGAUAAUCAAUUUCCCUGCAUAGAAAGUGCUGUGUCCAUAUUCUAUUACUGAGACACAUGGAUUUGUCUGUCCAUCUCCGGCCCUCAAUGAAGGGUAACAUGAUACAUAUACACCUAUCACCCAUCCACAUCAAUACUCCAUAGAGCCAUUAGGAUGAGACGGCGCCAGUGCUUUGCAAACAUUUUUGGGGUAAUUCUGAGUAGGGAGGAAAAAGAAAGGCAAAUAACUGUGCACCUGGGCAAGUGUGGGGGGUGGGAGGAAUACAUUUGCUAAGUUUGCCUGCGGGGUUGAUGUCACCCAUUUUUGUAUAUAGCCCACCCACGCUGGCAGCUUUAUUUGUACACUGAAAUUUAGAGUUGAGCUCGGACGCAACCCUUUGGGUUUGCCCCGGUGCAAAGAAAGUCCUUUUUUUGUGGGUAGGGUUUGCUACCAACUCUGAAUGGGAUGCAGCGAAUCCCGUCACUCGAAAUACCGAUUCAGGAAUCCUGACACCGGAAUUCCAUCAGGGUCAUAAGACGUAAAUGAUAAUGCCCCGUUACUCAGUACUCGGUUGAGUGAAGAAGUAGUCCGUGAGCGACUAAACAAAAUUAAGACUAAUAAAUCUCCUGGUCCAGAUGGUUUUCACCCUAGGAUUUUAAUGGAGCUAAGCUCAGAAGUAGCAAGGCCUCUAUACUUAAUCUUCAGUGAUUCAAUUAUACCUGGAUUAGUAGCGAGGGGCUGGAUAAUUGCAGAUGUAGUGCCGUUAUUUAUAAGGGGAAGCAAAACUCAUCCAGGAAAUUAUAGGCUGGUAAAUUUUAAAUCUAUAGUAGGGAAAAUAUUAGAAACUAUGGGGCAGAUGUAUUAACCUGGAG
Messenger RNA from Pseudophryne corroboree (corroboree frog), 1959 nucleotides. RefSeq names its product phospholipid scramblase 3-like. The coding region runs from base 273 to 902 and encodes 209 amino acids. Gene Ontology annotation, cellular component: plasma membrane. The transcript has 9 exons. Gene Ontology annotation, biological process: plasma membrane phospholipid scrambling. Gene Ontology annotation, molecular function: phospholipid scramblase activity. The record is from RefSeq and is a predicted model, not a curated record. NCBI's taxonomy places the organism in Eukaryota, Metazoa, Chordata, Amphibia, Anura, Myobatrachidae.